CUUUAAAAAAGUAAACAGAUCAGAAAGUUUCUCAUUAUUUUUUGCAAGACUUCCAUAACUGUCUGUUAAAAAAGCUGUGUAUAUUAUUGGACAAUAAACAGUUUAGUUGACAACUAGACUAAGUUCAGGUGAUUAAAACUACAACAAUCGUCAUAAAGUUAUGCUAUAUCGUAUCAUCGCAUCUACAAAAUUCUCAUCAUUCUACAUAUCUAAUCGAAGUCUAUACAAAAUGUCAUCAAAUAUCAUCGGACUAUGUCAAAUGCGAUCAACAAAUGACAAACUCAAGAACCGAGAACUUGUCAAGGAACUUUUUGUUAGAUCAAAAGACAAAGCAAGCUUCCUGUUCUUUCCUGAGUGCUGUGAUUAUGUUGGAACGAAUGCUGAUGAGACUCUGAGUCUUGCAGAGCCGCUGAAUGGUGAAACUGUUCAAUUUUAUAAAAAUUUAUGUAAGGAACACUCAAUGUGGGGAAGCUUUGGAGGAAUACAUGAGAAAAUUGAUGGACAUAAGGAUGGAAAGAUAUCAAAUACGCAUGUGCUGAUUGAUUCUGAUGGUGAAGUUGCAGGAGUUUAUAGGAAGUUACAUUUGUUUGAUGUUGACACUCCAGAGUUUAAGUUUCGAGAAUCUAAGGUUGUUGAAGGUGGAAAGGAGAUAACGAAGCCGAUUAAGACACUAAUUGGGAAUGUUGGACUGCAAAUUUGCUAUGACAUUCGCUUCCCAGAAGGAGCACUCUGGCUUAAAUCCCGAGGUGCAGACUUAAUAACAUUUCCAUCAGCAUUCGCACUUACAACUGGCAAAGCUCAUUGGGACAUUUUGAAUCGUUGUCGAGCUAUUGAGAACCAAUGUUAUAUCGUCUCAGCAGCACAGCAAGGAAAGCAUAAUGAUAAAAGAAGCAGCUAUGGACAAGCAGUUGUUGUGUCUCCAUGGGGUGACAUCAUUGCUAGAUGUACAGAAGAACUGGAAGUUCAAUUUGCUGAAAUUGAUUUAUCAAAAAUUGAAAAAGUUGAGAGGAACAUGCCUUGUGGCAGUCACAGACGACCAGAUGUGUACUCGCUGAAGUUUAAAGUCCAAAAUGAGUUUAGUGUUCCGAAUGAGCUUCCAUUUAUUUUUGAGAAAUAUCCAAUAGACCCAAGAACAAUUUUCUAUGAAACUGAACAUUGUGUUGCAUUCACAAACAUUCGAUGCGUAGUUCCUGGACAUGUUUUAAUUGCCACAAAGAGGUUGAUUCCAAGAGUUGAGGACAUGAAUGAGGCUGAAACGCAUGAACUUUUUGAUGCUGCCUGUAAAAUUUCUAAAGUCCUUGAUGAAUAUCAUGAUGCAAAAAGUACGACAAUAACAGUUCAGGAUGGUGAAUUUGCUGGACAGACUGUAAAGCAUGUUCAUUGUCAUGUGAUGCCUAGAAAGCCUGGUGAUUUUGAGAAUAAUGAUGAAAUUUAUGUCAAGUUGAAUGAGCAUGAUAAGGAGAGUACGACAGAGAAGAGAAGGGAACUUAGUGAAAUGAUUGCAGAGGCUGAAACUUAUAAAAAAUUAUUUUAAAAAUAAUAAAUCAAAAUAAUGAACUUAUAUCCUUAAAACUUUUUAUAUCAUUUAUAACAGACAUUAUUGGCUAGGCCAGAGUUGUUCAUGAGUAUUCGUAUUUUUUUGUUCUGCCUUAAAAACAGCAUAAAGUCAAAUAUAAAUUGAGUUAAAAUUUCAAUCCAUUAGCAAUAUUUUUGGAAGACAUUAUAACAUCAUUAACACCAACGCCAUCAAAUGCAGCACCUCCCAAACUCAAUGGCAAUUUAUUGUCACUAACAUACUUCCUAAUCCUUUCAACUCUCUGAUGAUGUCCAACGACAUAUUGUGGAAUGCAUUGUCGAUUCAAAUGAACCUCAAAGAUGUCUGGCUUCUCAUUAAUGCCCAAAAUUUUUGAAAUUCCAUCCAAAGCAGCUGAAAGCAGUUUCUCAUCCGAAGAAUCCUUUCCGUAAUGUUUAUCAAACCAUCGUCCACCACUCAUGACUGUCAAGACUGUGCUGUCAUUACAGUCAACAAUGCAGCUAUCAAAAAUGAUUCCAAGGAUCGGCAUGUUCUCAGAUGGAGCAAUAAGGACCCCAAAACCUUUAUCUUUGAGUAAAUUUUCCUUUUUGUACAGCAAAUUAAUCACAGCAACAUCAACGUAUGGAAUGGCAUGAAGUUCAUUAGCCAAUAUUGGAUGUUGUUGAUCAAUAAGCUUGGCAAGUGUAAAAGCAGGCAAUGUAGACACAACAUGUUGUGCUGGUUGAUUAGUUCCAUUUAUUGAGAUAUGUGCUUCGUCAUUUUUAAAGGAUAUUUGUUCACAGGCUGAAUUUAAAUUCAUUUCAAAAUUUUCAUUGUCCGUUAAUUUUUCGACAAUUCUUUUUGGAAUGAUUUCAAUGCCAUCCUGCAUUCUGUACAAUGACCAACCCUCAUUUUUAGCUUGAUUCAUGAAUGAUGUUUUUUCAAUUGGAACUUCCGGCUUUUUGUCUUUUCUGCCUUUUAUUGCGCCUUUUAUGACUCCACCAUACUUUUGCUCUUUUUCAAAAAUUUCUUUGAAUAAAAAUUUAACAGAAAUUUCUUUGGCAUCGCCAGCACAAAUGCCACAAAUUACUGGACUUAUUGCAUAGUCGGCAAUUUCCUUGCCAAAUCGUCGAGCAAUAAAAUCAUAAAUUGAUUCAUCCUCAAGUGGAACUUUUGACUUUCCAGUGAAUAUAUCUUUAAGUCCAGCAAAGAACAAUGGCUUUGAAAAUGGCGGGAUUGUCUUGAUUAAGCCACCAGGUCCAUUUGGCAUCAUGCAUACUUUAUUCUUUGCAUAAACCAUUCGAUUUUUAGCCGCAACAUGACUUCUAUGGACAGGAACAACUUUAUCAUCAAUUCCUAGCUUCUCAAUCAAUUCCAAUGUCGUUAAUCCAACAGCUCCAACUGGACGAAGUGACCUUGGCCCUGUCUCAAAAACUACACCUGUAUUCUUAUCAAUUGAUGACUUGACCCAUCCACCAAACCGUGAUGAGGCUUCAAAAAGCUUGACACGAGGUAUAUUUUGACGUAAUGAGAGGUAGUAAAGGGUUGAGAGACCGGCAAUGCCACCGCCGAGAACUGACACUGUCAUGAUGAGGUAGAAAUUAAAAAAAUUAAAUUAUAAAAGUUGCCACACAAAAUGAUUGACUUUUG
This is a messenger RNA of Chironomus riparius, 3163 nucleotides long. NCBI's taxonomy places the organism in Eukaryota, Metazoa, Arthropoda, Insecta, Diptera, Chironomidae. The record is from the annotation of a GenBank genome assembly.